AUGGCUGCCACUGUGAUCGCCCCGCGUUACAGCAACGACGACUUUGAGACUGGAUCUAUUCGAUCUGCUGCGCCGUCAUAUGACCCUUAUCUCGUCGGUGAGAGGGCUGCAGAGCAGGCUAGGCAGGAACGCCUCAGUCGUGAGAGGGGGGAUGACAUCCUCUUGCAGGAGGAUAAGCGCUGGGAUUGGAUGUUGGCUCAGAUGCGUACUUGGGACGAGCGUGAGAAGGCUUGGUCCCAGUUCCGUCGUGAGAUCCAGACCGGUCAGAGGAAGCGCGUCCUACGUCAUAUCGGUGGACGCUUCCCUUGA
Messenger RNA from Geosmithia morbida, 309 nucleotides. RefSeq lists its product as uncharacterized. The record is from RefSeq and is a predicted model, not a curated record. The transcript is spliced from 3 exons. Lineage: Eukaryota; Fungi; Ascomycota; Sordariomycetes; Hypocreales; Bionectriaceae. The coding region runs from base 1 to 309 and encodes 102 amino acids.